Messenger RNA from Poecilia reticulata (guppy), 2905 nucleotides. RefSeq names its product tripartite motif containing 32 (gene trim32). NCBI's taxonomy places the organism in Eukaryota, Metazoa, Chordata, Actinopteri, Cyprinodontiformes, Poeciliidae. Gene Ontology annotation, molecular function: zinc ion binding; protein binding. The record is from RefSeq and is a predicted model, not a curated record.
GGCUCUGCGUAGGAAGAGUCAUCAGCAUUGCAGCUCCAAGCAGCGGCUGUAGCUCAGUGACUACACACCCUCUUACUUCUCCUCUAUCAGACGUUGGAGGAAAGGGAAAAGACCACAAUGGCAGCAGCAUGUUCUUCCCUGGACCCCGACCUAAUGAGGGAGGUUCUCGAAUGCCCUAUCUGCCUGGAGACUUACAACCAGGAUCAACUCAGACCCAAACUCCUGCAGUGUGGGCACACUGUAUGUCGACUUUGUCUGGAGAAACUGUUGGCUAAUACCAUCAAUGGUGUCCGCUGCCCCUUCUGCAGCAAGGUCUCCAGGAUGAGCAGCAUCUCCCAGCUGGCAGAUAAUCUUACAGUACUGAAAAUUAUAGAUUGCACUUUGACUUGCAGUGCUGCCGCCGCUGCGCUAAUGUGCAAGUCCUGCGGCAACCGGCUACCGAGACAGUUCUGCUAUGACUGCACCACAGUUCUCUGUGAGGUCUGUAAAGCGGAUGGCCACCUGCACGAAGGCCAUUCAGUUCAGCCGAUAAAAGUGGCAGCUGAGCAGCGCCGUAAAGAACUGAGCGGUAGACUGGCUGCCCUCCGUGACGUUAUGGGCAAUAUUCAGAAGAAAAAGACAACACUUGAAAACAUUUCCAAGAGCUUGAGACAAAAGUACCGGGCGGUUCAGCAAGAGUAUUCUACGGCAGAGCUUCAUCUUCAGGAAGAGCUCAGCAAAUCUCGAAGGACAUUCACAGCCUCUUUGGGAGAAGUGGAAAAACUCAAUGCACAGGUUCUUGAGGAGCAGACGUAUCUUCUUAACCUCGCAGAGGUAAAAGUGGUUUCACGUUGCGAUUAUCUGACUGUACGGGUAAGACAGAGUGACAUCGCCUUAUUAAAGGAUGAUGGCGCAGGAAGUGAUGAUGAAGAGCUGGACCUCAGAAGCAGUUUACCCACACAGUUCCAGCUACAAGAGCCAACACUGGCCAGAGCAGAACACUCUAAUCCCAUAGAAGCGGGCUGUUUGACCACAAACGCUUACACAGUCAAUACAGAUGAUGAGAAAGGUGGGUUAGAAACAAUUUUGGAGUUUAAAGCAGAUGGUGCGCCCUCUGGCGCUACAGGUGGGUCUGUAAUGGUUCCAGGGGAUCUUUACCAUGAUGUUGACAUGGUUUCAGCUGUAGAUGAGAGAGUAUGUGGUUCACCGAGUAGCUUUAAGUCAAAGUCCAUGGACGCAGGUGGGGAAUCUGCGGGGGCUAAUUCCAGGCCACCAGUAUGCCAUUUUGUAAAGAAGAUGGGCUGUAAAGGAGCGCUGCCUGGAAUGUUUAAUUUACCCGUUAGCAUAUGUGUUUCACCACAAGGUGAUAUACUGGUGGCCGAUCGAGGGAACUGCCGUGUCCAGAUUUUCAAUCGUAAAGGUGUCCCGCGCGAAAUCCGACGCAAUGCAAGCAUAGACAACUUUGUUCUGAGCUUCUUUGGUGCCGACCUGCCUAACCUUAUCCCCUUAUCCAUAGCUGUGACUCCUCAAGGCCUGAUUGGUGUUACUGACAACUAUGAUAAUUCAGUUAAAGUCUACACCAUGGAUGGGCAUUAUGUGGCCUGCCAUAAAAACCAGCUGAUUAAGCCCUGGGGAAUUACUGCCAUGCCAUCAGGCCAGUUUGUGGUGUCAGACGUAGAAGGGGGAAAGCUGUGGUGCCUUGCAGUGGACCGCAAUGUAGGUGUAGUCAGCUAUAACCGAUUGUGCUCUGCAGUCCGGCCAAAGUUUGUGACAUGUGAUGCAGCAGGAACUGUGUACUUUACCCAAGGCCUGGCCCUGAACUUUGAAAAGCGCCAGAACGAGCCCCACUUCGAAGGGGGCUUCUCCAUUGGCUCAGUGGGUACCAAUGGCCAGCUGGGGAAACAGCUCAGCCACUUUUUCUCCGAAACAGAGGACUUCCGCUGCAUCACUGGCAUGUGUGUGGAUGCCAACGGUGAUUUGCUGGUCACAGACAGUGGCAGGAAAGAAAUUCUUCAGUUUCCCAAAGAAGGAGGAUUUAACAUUCUGAUCCAAGAAGGACUGACCUGUCCCGUGGGAGUGGCCACCACCCAGAAAGGACAGCUGCUAGUGCUUGAUUGUUGGGACCACUGUGUCAAAGUCUUUACAUAUGUUCAAAGGAGGCAUUCUUCAACUUCCUAGAAACACUUCUUCUCCCUAUGAACUUAAAAGAUUUAGUGGGUGUGUGUGGCUGGUCUGGUUGAAGUUUGAGAAGAGAUAACACUAUUACUUGUCUCUGUAGUGUAGCUGCAGCAAAGACUAUUUUCUUUCCCAGCUUGGUUCCCAGGUGGCUUAUUAUAUUUAUCACUAUAGCAAGUUGUCUAAGUAGAUCAUGAAAAACAAGCCAUUGGUGUUUAAGCUAUGAAGCACAAAGAGCCGACAUUCCCUUCUAUAUUAGCCUUGGUGUCCCCAUUCAAGCAUGACCGAGUGACUUACUGCAAUUUGAUUGAGAAAGAUUUGUCAGAGGGGUAGAAAAUAUUUUCAGAUUUACAUAUGAAAUAAAUAAAACCAAGGCUGUUGGCCUGCAAUGCACUUUAUUACUGACUUGUCACUAUGUCCCAUUAUUUGGUUUUGGUAGCACACUAACAAUAUUUCUACUGAAUGCAGCUGGCAGCUUUAAAAUUUACUUGACCUGGCUCUACUGGCAAAAAGUAACUAAGAAUCAGCUUUCAUUCUGUAAUAUUCUGGGGAAAUUAAAUGUUAAAUAUUUACUUCUUAUUAAAAAAAAGACUAUUUAACGAUAAAAUCAUAACCUGAUGUGGUGUGGAAUUAGAGGUACAUCUCCAGAAAAAAUCUAAUAUUGUGUAAAAGUUCGAUAUAUUUUGUCAUUCCUUUCAGAAAUUGAAAGUCAUAUAUGACAUAGAAUAAUAAAGUGAAAAUGUCAAGCCUU